UAGAGCCAAUAAAUCUCGCGAGCAAUGCGAUUGCGGCUCAACUUGUAAAGGGGUGAUUAGGCGCAAGGGUGUCUGUGUUCCUCAAAGCUCUCCGUUUUCUUUUGCUUCUUCGGCCUUCUUGCUAGGUGGCCGGUUUUUCUUUGUGCAUGAACCUCUGCCUGAGAAAAGGUCGCUUCCCCCUAAGUCUAGACACGGGUUUCUAGCUGCAUUUCUGAACAGCGUAAUUUUGGCAGCAUUACCUGUAAAUAAAAGGAAACUGAGGGAUAUUUUAAUAUCUGGAUCUUUUUGCCAGAUGAGGAAACUGAAGCACAGAUGUUAAUUAGCUUCAAGCAAGGUUGCAUAGCUAAUGUGCAUCAAAGCAGUUCUGUAUACCCUUGCAGAAGGAUUCCAGUGUUUCUGUGCUCUUAACUACCAAUGCAGUCUCUCAACUUUUGACAUUGAUGAAAUCUAAAUGAGCUUUAAACAUCAGUAGUAAAAGUCUGUAAGCAUUGGAAUAAGACUUUUGGCAUCCAACAUAGUGCAGCAUGGAUUCUCUACCAGAAGAAUUUUUUAUGAGUCGGGAUCCUCCCGUGGAGGGGCAGAUUAAGGAGGACAUCAAGAAUAAGUUAGAAAAAUCAACUGAUCAACUGGAUAAACAGGAGAAGGACACACCUACCGAUCUUGUCACUGUUAACUUACUAGUAGAGAUGAAGAAGUUAUUGAAUGCAAUUAGUACACUACCAAAAGGUGUGGUCCCUCACAUUAAGAAGUUCUUACAAGAAAACUUUUCCUUCCAAAUUAUGCAGGGAGAAGUUGCAGCUAAUGGGCAGAAUGGGGAGGAAAUUGUUCCUGUUUUAACUUUACGUUUCUUGAUAACACAAGUGGAAACAGCACUUAGGAAUGUUCAAGCUACUAAUUGUACUGCACAGCAGAUUAAUAUUGGUUAUUAUCUGACAUUAUUAUUUUUGUAUGGAGUAGCACUCACUGAAAGAGGAAAGAAAGAGGAUUAUACAGAAGCCGAAAAUAAAUUUCUAGUGAUGAAGAUGGUGAUCCAAGAAAAUGAAAUUUAUGAAAAUUUUAUGUCUUUAGUUUAUUUUGGACGUGGUUUGCUUCGAUGUGCCCAGAAGAGAUAUAAUGGAGGACUCCUAGAAUUUCAUAAAAGCUUACAAGAAAUAGGAGAUACAAAUGACCAUUGGUUUGACAUAGAUCCUACAGAAGAUGAAGAUUUACCUACAACUUUUAAAGAUCAUCUUAAUGAUUUUAUCAAGGCAACUGAAAGUAAUAUAAUGAAGGAGACGAUUUGCAGUUUUCUAGAUUGUGAGCGAUCUUGUGAAGCUGACAUUUUAAAGAACACCAAUUACAAGGGAUUUUUUCAGUUAAUGUGCAGUAAAAGCUGCUGUGUUUAUUUCCAUAAAAUUUGUUGGAAAAAGUUCAAGAAUUUAAAAUAUCCAGGUGAAAAUGAUCAGAGUUUUAGUGGGAGAAAAUGUUUGAAGGAAGGAUGUACAGGCGACAUGGUAAGGAUGCUACAAUGUGAUGUACCUGGAAUUGUUAAAAUUUUGUUUGAAGUUGUGAGAAAGGAUGAAUAUAUAACCAUUGAAAAUUUAGGAGCAAGUUAUAAAAAGUUGAUGUCUCUGAAAAUUACUGAUACUGAUAUAAGACCGAAGGUCAAUUCAAAAUUUAGUGCAAAAGAUGAAAUGCCUAUCUUCAAACUUGAUUAUAACUAUUUCUAUCAUCUGCUUCAUAUAAUUAUCAUUUCUGGUACUGACGUUGUCCGGCAAAUAUUUGAUGAGGCUAUGCCACCCCCUCUUUUGAGAAAAGAGCUUCUCAUACACAAGAAUGUGCUGGAACCCUACUACAACCAUCUUUGGACCAAUCACCCUUUGGGUGGAGCAUGGCAUCUGCUUUAUCCCCCAAACAAGGAGCUACCACAGUCCAAACAGUUUGACUUAUAUCUCCUAUUAGCUCUCAUAAAACAUUUGAAUGUAUUCCCUGCACCCAAAAAAGGCUGGAAUAUGGAACCACCGUCUUCUGAUCUCUCUAAGUCUGCCGACAUCUUGAGGCUGUGCAAACUCAGGGAUAUCCUCCUUAGUGAGAUUUUGAUGAAUGGUCUCAGUGAGUCACAGUUCAAUUCAAUUUGGAAGAAAGUUUCAGAUAUUCUUCUGCGCCUUGGGAUGAAGCAAGAGGAUAUUGACAAAGUGAAGGAGAAUCCCAUUGAGAAUAUCUCCCUUGAUCACCAUCAACUGUCCAUCUACCUAGGCAUACCAGUACCAGAUGUCAUCCAGAGGAUGUUAUCCUGCUAUCAACAAGGAAUUGCUCUACAAUCAAUAACGGGCAGUCAACAUAUUGAAAUAGACGAGCUAAAGAAUGAGGAAGAAGUUCUAAGUCCACCUCUCAUGGAAUACAAUAUAAAUGUGAACUCAAACCCUGAAAUACAAUUAGCAGAAUUGAAUAAAGAUGGAGCAUCGAUACCCAGUGAAUCUUCAACAGAAUCUACUAAAGAUCUCCAGGAAGUUAAGAAUAAACCAAAGAAAAAGAAAAAGACUAAGAAUAAAAAGAAUAAGGAAUCAAAAGAAGAACAAGUCCCAAAUAUGGUAGGACAGGAAGAGCAGUUGAAGAAAGAGCAAGCAAAUCUACACCCAGUCAGUAGAUUUAUGAAAGAUGAUGCAAGUGAUAUUCAAGAGGAUUCUGCAACAGAAGACAAGUUCUAUAGCCUGGAUGAACUGCAUGUUCUGGACAUGAUAGAGCAGGGCUCAACCAGCAAAGUGACCACAGACUAUGGGGAAACCGAGAAGGAGAAGCUUGCUCGGCAACAGCAGCUCCAUAAAUUGCACUCUCAGUGUGAAGAUUUCAAAAGACAGUUGAAAACAGUGACUUUUCGGUGGCAAGAAAACCAAAUGCAGAUUAAGAAGAAAGACAAAAUCAUUGCAUCUCUUAACCAACAAGUGGCUUUUGGAACCAAUAAGGUUUCCAAAUUACAGCGUCAGAACCAUGCUAAAGAUAAUGAAAUCAAGAAUCUUAAGGAGCAACUUUCCAUGAAAAGAUCUCAAUGGGAAAUGGAGAAGCAUAAUCUGGAAAGCACAAUUAAAACAUACUUAAACAAACUGAAUGCAGAAACUAGCAGAGCUUUAACAGCUGAGGUGUACUUCUUACAGUGUCGUAGAGACUUUGGUUUGCUCCACCUAGAGCAGACUGAAAAGGAAUGCCUCAGUCAGCUUGCCAGGGUGUCUCGUAUGGCGGCAAGCAACCUGGAGUCACUUCAAUUAAAGGCUGCUGUAGAGAGUUGGAAUGCCAUUGUAACAGAUGUUAGAAAUAAGAUUGCAUUCCUCAGGACACAGUACAAUGAACAAAUUAACAAGGUGAAGCAAGGGUUUGCCCUGAGUACCUUGCCUCCAAUCCAACUUCCUCCACCACCACCUAACCCUGAGAUACUGAUGCAGCAAUUCUUAGGAAGACCCCUUGUGAAAGAAUCUUUCUUCAGACCCAUACUCAGUGUUCCUCAGAUGCCUGCCGUUUGCCCUGGAGCCAUCUCUGCGCCUGGCCAACCUAGAGCCCCACUGAUGACUGGUAUAGCCUGGACUGUACCGGCGCCUAUGGGAGAGUCUGUGCCUCCUCCCAGUGCAGGUCUGGGAAGUGAUCCCCCCAUGAUGAAAUGGGAGAGGAUUAUAGACAGGCUGAAAACUGCUUUUCCACAACAAACCAGAAAGGAGCUUACAGAUUUCUUAUGGAAAUUGAAGGACAUUCAUGGGAAAUCCUUAUCUGGACUGACAUUUGAUGAAAUUGUACACAAGAUUUCCCAAUUUAUUGACCCCAAGAGAUCACAGAGUCAAGAAAAAUCUGUGCCAAAUGAUAACUGUGUUUCACCCAGUCACACUCCUCCACAGUCUAAUGCUGCCCAGCCACCAAAGCCAGCCCGGAGGCCCCUCAGUUUCCAAGGGCCUGUCACAUGGGAAGGAGCCAAUAAUUUGGAUAAAGAGGAGGAGGAAGAGGAGCCUUGUGUGAUUUGUCAUGAGAAUCUCUCUCCAGAAAACCUCUCAGUUUUGCCUUGUGCUCACAAAUUCCACUCUCAGUGCAUUAGACCUUGGCUGAUGCAACAGGGGACAUGCCCAACCUGCAGACUCCAUGUUUUGUUACCAGAAGAAUUUCCUGGUCACCCCAGCCGGCACUUACCCAAGAUCUGAUCCAAGGAGGUGACUAUGCAAAAGAUGUUCAGUUAGCAUAUUGUAGAAUUUAGUUUUCCCUUUUUUUUAUGAGCUGAUAGUGUGAGUGGUAUGAAGAAGUAAUCUCAUCAAAGCUGCAGCCAAAGAGGACAGGACUUGAAACCGAACUGAAAGGGAUUAAAUUUUAAGUUACAUUAUAUUUGCCCUUAUCUUAGUAAGCCUUUUCUUGUGAUGUAAACAUCACUGUUAACAUCCAUAAAUCUUGGAUGUUUUUUCUUGACUUUUCCCUUCUUACUCUACUUAUCCUUUAUUGCAAAUAUGCUUCAUUUUAAUUUCCUGAAAUAAAUUUGAGAAAAAGGGGAAUAGCAAACAAAUAUAAAAAUUCAACAGAUUUUAUUGUUCCUUUUGACUUUUAAAACUGCUUACAAAUUCUAUAACUGAAUUAUCUAAAUUUUAUCCUUAUCUUCCCUAUUCUUAUCUAGCCUCUAAAUAUGUACCCACAAAGAGAUUAUGAGCUGCUUGAGGCUGGGGACCAUACAGUAGUGUAUUGGAGCUUAGCUAAUAACAGUUUGUAAGACAUGACUGUGGAAUUGUCAGGAAUUUUGUUAGCCAGUUACCAAAUCAUUGGUAGCUUGAAAUCAGAAACAGUGGGAGUUAUUUACACAUAGAAAUUCAUAAAUAUUAUAAGGAUUCUCUUCCCAAGAAUGAGUUUGUUAAACAUUUCCCAGCCCACCACUGGAACUAUGUCUGAUCCUCCUCUGUGCUCUCUAUUCCUUACACAGUAGGUAAAGCAUAAAUAUUCACAGAAUCAGAAAUCAGGAAAUAGGAAAAGAGGUAAUGUGUAAAUUAAGUCACUUGCUCAGUUAAAUUCAUUUGUAAACAUUGUCAUUGGACCUUACACUUGUAGGAUUCUUUUUUUCUGCCUUAGAAGUUUCUUAAUUUGACUUUGUCUUUGCUUAUAUGCAGUUAUAUGCAGUUGCUUCUCUGACAAGUUGAUAUUCACUGGGCUAAGCUGCUAUCUAAAGCUUGUCACUAAGAACUUUGAUUCUUAGAGGUCAAAACCCUAUUUUGAAAAUAGUAUUGUGUAAAUGCUGUGUUAUACAUGACUCUAGUUAAACAAAUCUUAAGAAUUCAGUUACCAUAUAAGAUUUUACUUGGGUCAUGUUUAAAUAGUUUCCAUAAAUUAAUGAAAUUGAGACUGUGAAUAAGUGUUUUGACUCAGCUGUUUUAUCUGUAUAUUUCAGUGUAAGUGUAUCUUAAAGUUACUAUAAAUCUCUAUUUAAUAAUCUGCUAUUUCUGUAAUUGUAUGCUAAAUGUUUUCUUCUGUAAUAGACUAGAAAAUGUGGAAGAAAAUAUUCAAAAAUGAAGGCAGUCUUCUAGACAUUUAAAAUGCCAAGAAUCUCUCAGAAUUGAAAAAUUCAGAAAUUAUAAGACCUUUAAUAAUUGUCUAACACCUUGAGGUUAUGGUCAUAUGGCAAAUUAUCUUGUAAAACAACUGUUUCUUAGUUUGUUUACAAGUACUAUUUCACUUCCAUGUGGAAAAGAUUUUAUCUGUUAUCAAUUUAAAUGUAUCCUGAAACUACUAUCUCUGCUUAA
Messenger RNA from Suricata suricatta (meerkat), 5732 nucleotides. RefSeq names its product DAZ interacting zinc finger protein 3 (gene DZIP3). Gene Ontology annotation, cellular component: cytoplasm. Lineage: Eukaryota; Metazoa; Chordata; Mammalia; Carnivora; Herpestidae. The transcript is spliced from 34 exons. The coding region runs from base 525 to 4157 and encodes 1210 amino acids. Gene Ontology annotation, biological process: protein polyubiquitination. Gene Ontology annotation, molecular function: polyubiquitin modification-dependent protein binding; ubiquitin protein ligase activity; RNA binding. The record is from RefSeq and is a predicted model, not a curated record.